AUGUCGGCAGCUGCUGAGGUUCAGAGGACGGCGGCCGUGGACCUGGGCGCCCUGCUAGACGCGGGCGAGGGCGCGGUCGUCACACUGGUGGCGGGAGAGACGCGGCUGGCGGCGCACCGCGCGGUCCUGGCCGCCAGGAGCCCCGUGUUCCGAGCCAUGUUCCAGCACGACACGCUGGAGGCCAGCUGCGGCGAGGUCAGAAUCGCGGACGUGGAGGGCCUGGUGCUGAGGCAGCUGCUGUCAUACAUGUACACCCUGCAGGCCCCCCAGCUGACCGACACGGCCCCAGAGCUGUUGACGGCAGCCGACAAAUAUGGCCUGUCCGCGUUGAAGGCCGCCUGCGAACAGCAGGUGGCGGCGAAGCUGGAGGUGGAGACGGCGGCGGCUGCAGCUGUGCUGGCGGUGAGGCACUCGUGCCCCAGCCUAACUGCGGCCGCCGUCCACUUCAUAAGGACCACCGACUAUAAAGUAAUGGCUACGCAGGGCUGGGCAGAUGCUAUGCGUAGCUGCCCUGAGCAUCUGACUGAAGUCAGUCGGCUGCUCAGUGAACCACCAGCAGAAGCCAGGUGA
Schistocerca serialis cubense is the source of this 570-nucleotide messenger RNA. Its product is annotated as speckle-type POZ protein-like. Gene Ontology annotation, molecular function: ubiquitin protein ligase binding. Lineage: Eukaryota; Metazoa; Arthropoda; Insecta; Orthoptera; Acrididae. Gene Ontology annotation, biological process: regulation of proteolysis; proteasome-mediated ubiquitin-dependent protein catabolic process. The coding region runs from base 1 to 570 and encodes 189 amino acids. The record is from RefSeq and is a predicted model, not a curated record. The transcript has a single exon. Gene Ontology annotation, cellular component: cytoplasm.